Panthera uncia (snow leopard) is the source of this 1705-nucleotide messenger RNA. RefSeq names its product carbonic anhydrase 14 (gene CA14). Lineage: Eukaryota; Metazoa; Chordata; Mammalia; Carnivora; Felidae. Bases 42 to 1052 code for a protein of 336 amino acids. The record is from RefSeq and is a predicted model, not a curated record. The transcript has 11 exons. Gene Ontology annotation, molecular function: zinc ion binding; carbonate dehydratase activity. Gene Ontology annotation, cellular component: plasma membrane.
UAGUCCCCAAACUCCCAGUACCUGCUUCUUCUGGGGAUACCAUGUUGUUCUUCACUCUCCUGCUGGAGGUGAUUUGGAUCCUGGCUGCAGAUGGGGGUCAGCACUGGACAUAUGAGGGCCCACAUGGUCAAGACCAUUGGCCAGCCUCUUACCCUGAGUGUGGAAGCAAUGCCCAGUCCCCCAUCAAUAUCCAGACAGACAGUGUGACUUUUGACCCUGAGCUGCCCACUCUGCAGCCCCAUGGAUAUGACCAGCCUGGCACUGAGCCCUUGGACCUGCACAAUAAUGGCCACACAGUGCAACUCUCUCUACGCCCUACCAUGUAUCUGGAGGGAUUUCCCCGAAAAUAUGUAGCUGCCCAGCUCCACCUGCACUGGGGUGAGACAGGAUCCCUGGGGGGAUCAGAGCACCAGAUCAACAGUGAAACCACAGCUGCAGAGCUCCACAUUGUACAUUAUGAUUCAGAUUCCUAUGGCAGCUUGAGUGAGGCCGCUCCAAUGCCUCAGGGCCUGGCUGUCUUGGGCAUUCUCAUUGAGGUGGGUGAGACUAAGAAUCCAGCUUAUGAACACAUUCUGAGUCACUUGCAUGAAAUUAGGAAUAAAGAUCAGAAGACCUCAGUGCCUCCCUUCAACGUGGGAGAGCUGCUCCCCCAGCGACUGGACCAGUUCUUCCGCUACAACGGCUCACUCACCACUCCACCCUGCUACCAGAGUGUGCUCUGGACAGUAUUCAACCGAAAGGCUCAGAUUUCCAUGGGACAGCUGGAAGAGCUUCAGGAGACAUUGUUCUCCACAGAAGAGGAGCCCUCAAGGCCCCUGGUACGGAACUACCGAGCCCCCCAGCCUCUCAAUCAGCGGACAGUCUUUACUUCUUUCAUCCAAGUGGGAUCCGUAUAUACCACAGGCGAAAUGCUGAGUCUAGGAGUGGGAAUCUUGGUCUGCUGUCUCUGCCUUCUGCUGGCUGUUUAUUUCAUCGCUAGAAAGAUUCGGAAGAAGAGGCUAGGAAACCGGAAAAGCGUGGUCUUCACCUCAGCACGAGCCACAGAGGCAUAGACUCCUUCUCGGACAUCAUGGAUGCCUUCCCCUCAUGCCAAUCAGAGAGCUUCUAAAAUGAGGGGCAGGGACUGGCCAGAAAAUACUGUAGAAGUAGUGGGCAGACACCCCUCCUUCCUCCAGACAGCCCCUCCCGAGAGGCAUGGACAAGCUCUCAUUCAAGGAAUAACAGCAGAGCCCGCGGCCUCUCAAAUCAUAUAGAUCAGGACCAUCCCCACAUUGACAACGCAGAGGGCAAAUUGUGUUUAUUAGUGGGGAAAGUUGGGGAUGCGCCCCAAAGUCCUCUAUCCCCUUGCCUUUAUGUCCCUUUCCCUACAUGUCGUGCAGAUUCUCCCCUUAGGAAAAAGAGUUGCUGCUUUUGGGGUUAUAUUUUUUUGCUCAAUAUAUCUGGAAAUUAAAGUCUCUAACCCCACCCCUGGCCUUACCUUUGGGGCCCUUGAGAGGAGAGGAGUUCCUUAAUCCCUCAGGUGGCAGAGGUGUGCAAAGGACAGGGGAAAAGAAGCAGGGGUGAAAAACUCUUUUUACCCCAGUCCUGCGAAGGGAGGUCCACUUCUGGAAAAUGCUUAACCCAAAGUUUCUGACAUAUGAGACCACCAGCCCAGGUUUUUACCCUUGUACCAAAGCCAUGCUGGAGGGGAUCAGAGGUUGCCAGG